AAGGGUUUCAUAUUUAUGGACCUAAAGAAAUCGAAUUAGGCCCAUUAAGGGCCCGUUUAAAAUUUUCAUCGCUGAAGGACCUGUAAAGACCGGCUUUCUCUUUGUUCGUUUUGCCAACAGGAGAAAGCAAAGCAGUCCUCUGAUCGACGUUCAAUAGCUUCGCAAAGUAUCAGUGCAAAAUCAAAUAGCUAGAAGAGGAGGAAAUGGCUGGCCAAGAGGUUAAGCAGCUUGAGGAUUGCACAGUUUCCAAUGCAUUGGGCACAUGGGUAUUUUCAGUAGCAGGGGCUUUGCUAGCAAUUCCAGUGGGGAUAAAGCGGAAAUCUUUAGCACCCCUUGUGUUCUUUGGCACAACUGGUACAAUGCUUGAUAUCAUUAUGGGAAUCAGUGCUUGUGAAAGAGAACAUGCAGAACGCCAGAUGAAGCUUUUAGAAGCCCAAAAUUCUGCUGCUAAUGAUUCUUCUUUCUCAGAGACUGGAUCUGAAUCACAAUCCUAAUCUCAGAAGGUGUACAUUCACAUCUUUGAAUGAGCUUUUGAUUUGUCUUUCAAACUUGCCUGGGCUGUAACAGAGACCCAGUGAAUCGCUGUUUCUGCGGUGGCUAUUUUUCUCCAUGUCUUGAUUCUAUGUUUCCCUUCUCUAUGAUCUUUUUUGGUCAUGGUCUUUACUCUUUAUCUGUGAACUAUUUCCGCUGAAUAAGAAAAUCGCAGUUUGUCUUAAA
Messenger RNA from Durio zibethinus, 717 nucleotides. RefSeq lists its product as uncharacterized. The record is from RefSeq and is a predicted model, not a curated record. Lineage: Eukaryota; Viridiplantae; Streptophyta; Magnoliopsida; Malvales; Malvaceae.